Messenger RNA from Oncorhynchus kisutch (coho salmon), 2513 nucleotides. RefSeq names its product ectonucleoside triphosphate diphosphohydrolase 5. Bases 701 to 2053 code for a protein of 450 amino acids. The transcript has 14 exons. Lineage: Eukaryota; Metazoa; Chordata; Actinopteri; Salmoniformes; Salmonidae. Gene Ontology annotation, molecular function: hydrolase activity. The record is from RefSeq and is a predicted model, not a curated record.
GAUGACGUAGGUACGCCCUCCAGUUUAGCUGUAGCAGGUGGAUGUUGACAUGAAUAGUAAAAUCAUUAGCUAGCUAGAUAUGUAUUUUUUUCUUAUGGCUGUGACGACCUGUAUUGCCCGAGAAGAAAUGUAUAUCAUUUUGUUUGAUUUGCAGUACAUUUUGUGGUCUCUUCGGGAAGCGGUCACUGGUUAGCCUAGUUAGAUAGCUAGCACGUUAGCUGUCAAUGGUAAAUCGUGCAACGGCAUGGGUCAACUGCUGUCAGAAAUGAGCUCAAUAUAAACUUUUGUGCCUAUUUUAUUCCCAGCAUUUAUUUACACAACAUGCCACUAUAUAGGUAGCAGCUAUCGUUUCUUUAUUUGCAUGCAGUGUAAGUUAGCUAGCUAGCACAAAAAUGUGUUAAUUAAAGAAAUGUAGGCGAGUCGACAAGGCAGGACCAUGACAUUAUCAGAGGUAAACUGGCUCUGGCAGCCAAAACAGUCAAAUUCUCCCUCUAAACAUGAAUCGAUUCUCAAUUGCGAUAUGGUUCUAGAAACAUAAGAUAUACUUUCAUAACACAUCAAAUUAUUUCUCAAAUGCAAAAUAUACACUUACUGUACUCUUUUAGUUCAGUUCAGUUACAACACUUCUGGCGUCCUUUCAUUACACACAGGCGUUUGGUGACGCUAUAGUUUACUAGAACGGGUCAACAAGCGCUGUAACAUGGACAUGUGGGAACCCAAACGCUAUACAGAGAUGUCUUCCCAGGCUUCUCUCCGACCUGCGGUGGUCCUGUCACUGGUUCUGGUUGUGUGGGCAUUGACAGGGCUGACCCAUGCCCAGCCCAAGGCUUCUGUCCUGGACUUCUCAGCCAGCCUGGGUAACCUCCUCCCAAGCCUCAGCCGACCAGCCAACUCCAGCCGGAUCUUCUAUGGGGUAAUGUUUGACGCUGGCAGCACUGGCACACGCAUCCACGUCUAUACCUUCAUACAGAAAGACCCUGAGGAGUUACCAGUGCUGGAUAAUGAGAUGUUCCAUUCCAUCAAGCCUGGUCUGUCAGCAUAUGCAGACAUGCCUGAAAUGGGUGGGUACACAGUGAGGCAGCUUCUGAAAGUGGCUAAGAAAACCGUCCCCCGGCUGGAAUGGAAGAGAACCCCGCUGGUCUUGAAAGCUACAGCAGGACUCAGGCUUCUGCCCUCAGAGAAAUCCCAGGCUCUACUGGAACAGGUGCAGGAUGUUUUUGAUGAAUCUCCCUUCUUCGUCCCAGACGAUAGCGUCAGCAUAAUGAAUGGUACAAAUGAAGGAAUCUUGGCGUGGGUUACUGUGAACUUUUUGACAGGUCACCUGUAUGCUGAGACCAGGGAGACAGUGGGGAUUCUGGAUCUGGGGGGAGGAUCAACUCAAAUCACUUUUCUUCCUAAAUCCAAGAAAACCAUUGGAAGUUCUCCUGAUGACUACAUUGCCAGAAUUGACAUGUUCAACUCGACAUAUGAACUCUACACUCACAGCUACCUGGGUAAUGGACUGAUGGCAGCUAGACUGGCAGCCCUAGGAGCACUGGGGGCAGACGGGUUAGAGUGGAGAGUGUUCAAAAGCUCCUGCCUGCCAAAGAAGUUCAGAGAGGAGUGGAGCUUUGGAGGACUCACCUACAUAGUCAGUGGGAAACCUGAUGGUUAUGUGGGAUACAAGCUGUGUUACCAGGAAGUGCUGAAAGUGGUAAAGGACAUAGUUCACCAGCCCUAUGAGUUGAAAGACACCAGUGUGUUCUACGCUUUCUCCUAUUACUUUGACCGAGCCGUGGAUGCAGGCCUUAUUGACAGGACCCAAGGAGGAAUGCUGGAGGUCAGGGACUUCAAGAAGAGAGCUAAAGAGGUGUGUAACAAGAUGUCUAAGUAUCGUCCGAUCAACCCCUUCCUGUGUAUGGACAUGACCUACAUCACCUGUCUGCUCAAAGACGGCUUUGGCUUCAAGGAGAACACUGUACUGCAGCUGACUAAGAAAGUCAACAACGUGGAGACAAGCUGGGCUUUAGGUGCCACGUUCAACCACUUCCAGAACCUAAAGAUCCACAGAUAGACAAGGAGCCACGGGUCUGGGUGGGCAGGAGGGGAAAACCACUGGAUUAGAUGGUGCUCAAAAAUAAAUGGACUGAGGAACUAUUGUUGUUUUAAACAUAACAGCCUUCGUUCCUGCCUUGUUGUGGAUUGUAAUGUCUUAAAAAUAUGCCUUGCAUCUUUGACUUACUAUUUGACUAUCAAGAUUUGACAUUUCUGAGAUAACAUUACAAUUGUUCCAACUAUUUUUGUUACCCAACACCUAAAUGGUUGGUCCUAUAGUUCAGUAGGUCUGUUGUUUUCAUGUGACUGGUUGCUAUAGCACAGUGGUCUCAUAUUAUUUACAUCUCUAUUAAAGCACUGGGGGCUGUCGCUGACUGAAACGCCACUUAGUUGUGUUACUGUAUAAAAGGUGGAUAUUUUGACCGUCUGUUUAAUAUCACUUGGGUGUGAUCUUUAUCUUCAUUAAAAAAAUAAACUGG